AUGGCUCGAAAAAAAAGUAAGACCCAGGCCGUUCAUCCCAACGACGUCGAUGAAGAGCACACCGGCCGUGGUCGCAAGCCCUGGGUGAAGGGUGCUCUACUUGACCUCCUCCUCCCGCUUGUACCGGAAUAUCAGUACGAGAUCACCGGUCGUCCGAAGAAAGAACGCGGUAUUUGGUUCACCAACGUUACGAAGAAGGCGAUGUCGAGUUGUGGAUGGGGUUUGCUCGUUGAUAAGUUGCUGAAGGCGGGAAUAGCACUGCAGCCGAAGUCUGUCACCGUGGAUCGCGAACUUACAGAACCUCCGCAAGCCGGACCUACGCCUCCUCCCCCCACCCUUGACCUGUCCUUAUCAGAUACUACCACGCAGAAUACGACCGAUCAGCGUCCUCUUACAUCCACUGCUGAUUCCACUCCCGACGACGUGCCCGGCUUAACGAACGACGUACCGCCAAACCCACAGGGUCCUUCCGAGACACCUAUGACUGGGCCCACUCCUCCUGCCUCGUCUUCAUCUACACCCGCACCCUCCGGUACCAACGCCAUCACGACAUGUUCCGAUGACGCGCCAGGUCUGGAUGAAGAACCCGUCACCAUCGAGGGCAGGCUCUACCUUCAUGACGAGUAUUAUACCGGCCCUGGGAGUGAUUAUACGCCUCAGAUCUUCAAGGCAGUGCGCGAUCAUAUCAUCGCCUGGUUCUGGUAUCAAGGCCAUAAGUUAAGCCUGACAGAUUCGACGUCCGGUACAGUAAUUACGAACACCUCCAUCGCCUGCAACUUCAAAGCGCUACUCGAGCUGUUCCUCGAGCAGCCACGAAGGGCUCAACUGGUCCAAUAUUACGCGCGCGAGUAUUGGGAGGAGCGGAUCAAGGCCACCUUCGACAAAGAAUGGGCGGUGACUUGUGCGGCAACAGUGGCGGCUGGUCGGGAGGAGCCUCAGGCCAGGGUGAAUAAUCGCAUGGAGGUAGCACGGAGGCUGUUAGAGACGGAGACCGAGGGGUUUAAGAAGGAGAUGCAGGCGGCGGUAGAUAAGGAGCACGAGGAGUUGACGAGAGGGUAUGAGGAGAGAUUCGAAAUAGCGCCAAGGGAGGGGAAGAGGCGUGAAUGGAACCUUCAGGAGUCCUAUCAGCUUCUGAAACCUAUCGCAGACGUGCUAUCCCUACGCUAUGGAUCCGUGGUAACGAUUUUCAUGGCUGCGCCACACGAGAAGGGCGAGAUCGAGACACAGAGCGUCCAUGCUGGUGAAACCAAGGAGUUCCUGCCGAAGAACUGGGAUAAAUUCGACCGGAUGGGCCAUGCGACGGCGAGAGAUUCGUUUGCGUCGUUCGCCGCUCGAUGUUUUGGUGCCGAGGAAAUGGACGAAAGAGUUCAAGGGCAACAAGAGUCUUUUGGCCGUGCAAAUUUCCAGAUGGAGCGAUUAGAUGACACGGUCACAGCAGCGCAGAAUGGGAACAAGAACGAGGAUGUCGAUUUGAACAUGGCGGAGGACAAUGCGGUGCAGCAACCGGAUCGGAACGCGUACUCAAUCGGGGAAGAAGACCUCCCUUCGGACCGGCCCGCUAGAUCCGCCACUGCCACAGCGUUGAUCGUCGACGCGUCCACCACUCCAGUUCCACCUCUAACUCCUCCAUUUCCUGGUCCUCCCGCCCCUAAUCCUGCCCCUGCUCUAGCAUCUGACAUCGACGCAGCUCCUGCACCUAGCGAGACAUCUACUCCGGGAUUCCCUGUGCUUGCUCGUACAUCUGAAACUGAUUUCGCCGUCGAGGUCCCUUGUCGUUUGCCUUCGUCUCCUCAACCAGGUGUCCUCGCCCUCGACCCCAAGGCAAUCCUUCCAUCUUAUGAACCGGAACCAGACCCUCCAGUACCUCCCCGUUUGCCUUCUCCUUCUCUCAUAGCUCAUGAAGGGGAUCCCGUUGCUCCACAGCGAGCCGUAGACGAGGCUGAGGCAUUCGACACACGCCCUGCGUCACCCUCUGUAUCACGUAUUGCUUCCUCGACGACUCCGUUCAGCGCACAUGUCUCCGACAACGAUGCCUCCACCCCCACAACUGUCGAUUCACUUCCGCCCGCGGCCAUUGACACCGCUGUUGUAUCGACCGUCCAGAAUCCAGUGGAAUUCGAGCCAUAUCUCAGCACCCCUCUCCCUUCCGCUCGACAAUCUGCCGUUACUACCAGCUACGAGCCCAUUGCUCCCGACGCGUCCGAUGCAGAGUCGCCCCGCAAAGCCAGGCCUAUAUUCGACUUCUCGACAGUUGCGAACCCUCAGGACCGAGGGUGGCUACAGAAGGGCUUCAAGCAUCUGAGGGAGGCUAAACUAGGACCGCUGUGGGAUGGGGUGGUUGAUGCGUUCUAUGAGCAUGAGGAGUUGAUGGAAUUCGAGUUCUUCGCCAUCAAGUUCCUUCCGAAGGGUACUCGCCCGCAUAUGAUAUCCGACUGGAUACAAUCCGCCCGUCCUGUCAGUCAGGGCAUCGCCUUCAAGGAGAUCAACAAUAUCUCCGCCUUCGAGACUCAGUUCUGCUCUUGGUGGUGGAACGCGCAGCCCCCGGGACGUACAAGGAAUGAGGACGGGUGGCCCGUGCAGAACGACAGCGCGCAGGUAGACUGGGAGAAGGCCAGGUACUCCGGGGUCAACGGAUUGUGGAGUAUCAUGGUGGCGUUGUGCUGGUGGGGGCUCUAUUUUCCCUCGGCAGAUGAGCGUGAGGGUAGCGACUGGAAGACUGCUGUCUACGAUGUGCGGUAUGUUCUGUGGCGUUUACUCGAGACCGCCCCGAAGGCUCUUCUCGAAGACGGCUCCACCGCUUCAGACUCCCCGAUCUCAACACGGUCAAAGAACGCGCGCGGCGCCGAUAGUGCUGAGUCCAGUGAGCGAGGGAACCCUUCUAGUCGGAAGGUGGCCGUUUCGCAGGAGGGUUUGAGUGUACCCACGCUCAAGCGUAAGAUCGCCCAGACAGAAGGCGAGGGUGGCGAGUCAAGUGACCGCCGUUUGCGCAAACGUACCAAGUAG
Molecule: messenger RNA, 3003 nt
Organism: Stereum hirsutum FP-91666 SS1
Lineage: Eukaryota; Fungi; Basidiomycota; Agaricomycetes; Russulales; Stereaceae
Exons: 9
Coding region: 1-3003 (1000 amino acids)
Source: RefSeq, a predicted model, not a curated record